Molecule: messenger RNA, 1626 nt
Organism: Patella vulgata (common limpet)
Lineage: Eukaryota; Metazoa; Mollusca; Gastropoda; Patellidae
Product: fibromodulin
Exons: 3
Coding region: 216-1268 (350 amino acids)
Molecular function (GO): protein binding
Source: RefSeq, a predicted model, not a curated record
CCGCUGUGUAUUACAGGAAGUGAGGGAUGUGUCAAGUUAAACAAUUACGUAUUUAGAGGCAAAUAUAUAUUCAGUUAUGUGUAUCAUAGGAUUUAUUAUUUAAACAAAUAAAUUGCCAACAAGACAAGACAUUCAUAACCUGUGCCGUCACCGGAAGUUCAAUUUUUGAUGUAACGAAACUAUAGAAAACACUUCAAUCGUGGUAAUGGUUUGACAUGAUGAAGACCUUGCUCAUCAUCCUACUUGGCUGUAUUACGUCAGUAAAUGCAGACUGGGAUGCCUGUUCAUCAAGAUUGUGCCAGUGUGACAGAUAUGUGGCAAAGUGCGACGACCUAAACCUGACAUAUAUACCAACAUUUCCACAAAGAAUUCAAACAGUUUUGUUCAGAAAUAACCACUUACCCCACAUAAACGCGACCACGUUUACCAACUUAACUGGUCUUUACUUGUUGAAUUUAUAUAUUAUAUUUAAUGGCAUUAAGAAGAUAGAUAAUGACUCUUUUACAAAUCUCUCGCCACUAGAGGGAUUAGACUUAUCAGGGAAUAUAUUCACGACAAGGUCACUUUUUGAUUUUAUCCAUAUUGUUAGCACGACAAAAGUUAAAAAGAUAAUUCUUCGUUACAUUGGAUUAACAAAUAUCCCAAACGAUCUUUUCACCGGUUAUAGAACUUUUCCUGUUAAAAAGCUCGAUUUUUCUCGAAACCAAAUACAGAUUUUCAACUACUCUAUUUUUAAACCUAUUACACAAUUACAGCUAUUAGAUGUACGAGAGAAUCGGAUAGCGAAGGUUAUUUUAGAUGUUGGUUUGAAUCUGGAAUAUCUAUCACUCAGUAACAACAACUUAAGGGAUUUACCCGAUUUAUGCCGAGAGAUGCGUUAUUUUCCCAAAUUAAAUACCCUGCAACUCCAAAACAACAGUAUUAACACUUUCAUACCAGAUAAUCUGAAUUGCAUACGUCGCUUGAUGCGCCUUGAUCUGUCUUUGAAUGGUUUGGAUGCAAUCAAAACUGGUGAUUUCCACGCUUUCCAAUCUUUGAAUUUGUUAUAUGUUUCCAGUCAAAGAAACCCUAAGUCACCAUUAGUUAUUGAGGAUCGAGCUUUCAAUAAUAGUAAUCUUUUUGCCAUCUAUUUGCAUAAAAAUUUAUUGUUAUCGACACGUAUUCACAAAAAUGCCUUUCUGGGUUGCACCCAUCUAAAAAAACUUGACAUAUCGGAGAAUUUCUUUUCUGAUAAUUUAGAGAAAUUAAUUAGGCAAUCUCUCCAUUAACAUCUCUAACACAAUUACUUUUGUAUAAAAGUGAUCUGCAUUCCAUGCCAGAUGUUAUUGGAGAAAAACUUCAUAAACUGAUAUAUCUGGAAAUGGGUGCCAACAAAAUAAAGACGUGGUCACACAAUUUCUUCAUCAACAAUAAACAUUUAACCAAUUUCACUUUAAACGACAACUCUAUCGAAACAGUCACGCCUGGAAUGUUUCCCGAAAUGUUUCGAAACACUCUUCAAUCUAUUGAUAUUAGUGACAAUCCAUUUCUUUGCAAUUGUGACUUAGUUUGGUUUGUGCAGUGGAUGACAUACGAUAAGCAGAAGUUCCAGGGUUUCCCUGAAGGUUAUAGAUGUAUUGAUAUUAC